UUUACACUGAGAGACAAAUAUCUUAAUUGGAGAUUGAGUUCAUAGUUAAUUAUAGGCCAUUUUAAAAGUCAAUGAUCGAAAAUAAAGAAAAGGAAGUCCAUGGUCAUCCAAUCCCGCGUUCUCUUCUGACUUUUGAAGCUCCAAGCUUUUUUUAUUUAUUACUUUUUUAAUAUAGCUCCAAGCUUCAUUUAAAAAUUAAAACUCAACGAUUUUACAAUCACACUCACACCAACCACAAACUCAACUCCAUUAUCAUUAUCAUUAUCAUUAUCAUUAUCAUCAUCAUAAUCAUCAAUGGCGAAUCACAAUGAAUUCGCACACGACGUUUUUCUAAGUUUCAGAGGCGGAACACGCUACUCCUUCACCGAUCAUCUCUUCCGUUCUCUUCUCCGUCACGGAAUCAACGUUUUCAGAGACGAUCAAAACCUCAAAAUCGGCGACGAAAUCGGUCCUUCACUUCUACAAGCAAUCGAAGCUUCUAGAAUCUCAAUUGUUGUUCUCUGUAAAGACUACGCUUCUUCUAGUUGGUGCCUUGAUGAACUUGUUAAGAUUGUUGACUGUUAUGAAAAUAAUGGAAAAUCGGUUUUUGUUAUAUUUUAUAAGGUUGAACCUUCAGAUGUUAGACAUCAGAGAAAUAGUUAUGAAAUUGCUAUGGUUGAACAUGAGAACAGAUUUGGAAGUGAAUCGAAGAAGGUUAAAGCAUGGAGAUUGGCUUUGAAUAGAGUUUGUGCUCUUAGUGGAAUUCAUUACAAAGAUGAUAUCUAUGAAUCAGAGUUUAUUGAUAAGAUUGUCAGAGACAUCUCAGCUAAACUACCUCCCAUGCCUUUACAAAUCAAACACUUAGUUGGACUUGAUUCUCGUUUCGAACAAGUGAAGUCUCUCAUUGAUUUCGAUUCUGAUGAUUCUGUUUGCAUGUUGGGAAUUUGUGGAGGUGGUGGAAUAGGCAAAACCACAUUUGCCAUGGAUAUAUAUAACAAGAUCAGACAUCGAUUUGAAGCUGGAAGUUUUCUUGCUAAUGUAAGAGAAAAAUCAAAUGCAAGCACUAGUGGCCUGGGAGAUCUCCAAAGGACACUUCUGUCUGAAAUGGGUGUGGAGACACAAACCAUGAUGGGAAGCACAUUUAGAGGAUGCUCGGAAAUAAAACGCAGACUAUCCCACAAAAGAGUUCUUCUGGUACUAGAUGAUGUUGAUUCAGUAAAACAAUUGGAAACAUUAGCUGGAGGACAUGAUUGGUUUGGUUCUGGUAGCAGAAUCAUCAUAACAACAAGAGAUGCAGAUGUUCUACAUAAGCAUGAUGUGAAAACAUAUAAACUCGAAGAGUUAAAUUAUCAUGAAUCCAUUGAACUCUUUUGUAGGUAUGCCUUUAAUAUGAGCAAACCUGCAGAAAACUUUGGAAAUAUCUCUUCUCGUGCAAUAAAUUAUGCAAAGGGUAUACCAUUGGCUUUAAAAGUAAUAGGAUCAAAUUUGAAAGGUAAGAGCAUAGAGGAGUGGGUUAUUGAACUGCAGAAAUAUAAAAAGGUUCCAGAUGUUGAGAUUCAAGGUGUACUGGAAAUAAGCUACAAAAGCCUAUCUGACUUGGACCAAAAAGUUUUUCUUGACAUGGCUUGCUUUUUCAAAGGGGAAAGAUGGGAUUAUGUUAAAAGGGUACUAGAUGCUUGUGAUUUCUACCCAAUUAUACGAGUAUUUGUUAGCAAAUGUCUCAUAACUGUUGAUGAAAAUGGUUGUUUAGAAAUGCAUGAUCUAAUACAAGACAUGGGUAGAGAGAUUGUUCGAAAGGAAUCAGCAUCAAACCCUGGUGAACGCAGCCGAUUAUGGUCUCAUAAAGAUGUUCUUGAUGUACUAAAAGGAAACAUGGGAAGUUCUACAGUUGAAGGAAUAAAGCUUCAUCCCCCAAAACAAGAAAAAGUAGAUCAGUGGGCUCAUACUGCCUUUGAGAAGAUGAAAAACCUCAGAAUUUUGAUUGUUAGGAAUACAUUAUUUUUAUCAGGACCUACUUAUCUUCCAAAUAGUUUGCGUCUACUCGAUUGGAAGUGCUUCCCAUCAAAGAAUUUCCCACCAGAUUUUUAUCCAUAUAGAAUUGUUGACUUCAAGUUACCUCAUUGCUCUAUGAUAUUGAAAAAGCCCUUCCAGAUUUUUGAGGAUUUAACAUUCAUCAAUCUCUCGCAUAGUCAAUCCAUAACUCAAAUUCCUGAUCUGUCUGGAGCUAAAAACUUAAGAAUGUUUACACUUGAUAAAUGUCGUAAACUGGUAAGGUUUGAUAUAUCAAUUGGGUUUUUGCCUAAUCUGGUGUAUUUAAGUGCUUCUGGGUGCACUGAGCUCAAAUGUUUUGUGCCAAAAAUGUAUUUGCCAUCCCUUCAAGAGCUUUCAUUUAACUUCUGCGAAAAGUUGGAAUACUUCCCACAUGUAAUACAAAAGAUGGAUAAGCCGUUAAAGAUUUACAUGAUAAAUACUGCCGUUAAGGAGUUUCCAAAGUCUAUUGGUAACCUUACGGGGCUUCAAUAUAUAGACAUGUCACAAUGUAAAGGGGUCAAAGAUCUAUCGAGUAGCUUCUUACUGCUUCCAAAACUGCUCACUUUGAAAAUUGAUGGAUGCUCGCAACUUGGGGCAUCAUUUCAAAGGUUCAAAGAUCACCAUUCAAGGGCAAAUGGUUAUCCAAAUUUAGAAACACUUCAUUUUAGCAUGGCUAAUCUAUCAUAUGAAGAUGUUGAUGCCAUUAUUGAAUGUUUUCCAAAACUCACGGACUUGAAAGUAUCACACAGUGACUUUAUAGCCCUUCCAAAAUGCAUCAGAGGUUCUUUGCACUUGAAAAGUCUUGAUGUGAGCUUCUGCAAUAAUCUCACAGAAAUUCCAGAACUUCCAUUAAGUAUUCAGAAAAUAGAUGCAAGACAUUGUCCAUCCUUAAGAUCAGAGGCAUCAAGUUUGCUCUGGUCAAAGGUUUCACAAGAAAUCGAAAGAAUACAAGUUGUGAUGCCGAUGUUGAAAAGGGAGAUUCCAGAAUGGUUUGACUGUAUUUACUCUCAAGGGAUUCCUAUAUUUUGGGCUCGCAGGAAGUUUCCCAUUGUUGCUUUAGCAUUAGUUUUCCAGGAAGUAAAAAAAAAGACAGACAAUGUUCCUACAUUUAGUGAUAAAAUAAGAUUGUUGAUUGGAAUCAAGAGAUGGUACACUAUUAGCCUCCAUUUGUUUAUUGAUGGCCAAGAAAUUUGUUGCAGGGAUUUCCAUUAUUUCGAUAUUGGGGCAGAUCAUGUGCUAUUGUGUGAUCUUCGAGUUUUGUUUAGUGAUGAAGAGUGGCAGAACCUUGAUGCAAGUCUCGGAGAUGACUGUAAGACAAUUCAGAUUCAAUGUGUUCCAAACUUGAAGCAAGACUUGAUUCUGACUAGUUGGGGAGUUUAUGUGUACAAGCAAGAAACAAGCAUGAAUAAUAUACGAUUCAUACCUCCCAAUCUGAUCGAGCCGUUGUCCAAUAUGCUAACACCAUUUUUGGUUCCACAAAGAUCUCGUGAGCAGACAGAGCAGUACAUGAAACAUGUUCUGAACAGUCUCAAAUUUACAGAUUUGUUUAAUGUGGAUUCCAUUUGGCGACAGUCAGAAGUUUCAGACAUUUCUUUAAAAGUGCUUCUCCGGUCUUUCAGAAAUGCCAAGGCUGAAAUUAUAGAUGAGGCUUCCUCCUCUCUGUGUGGGGCAAGUCUAAAACAGGAUCAUGAAGAUUCUGUAGCAGACGUGGUUCAGGUAUUAGAGAUGCUGAAAGAAAAAGCCCCAAAACAUUUUGCUGAACAUGAAUAUUAUCAAAUUGAAGAAGGAUCUGUGGAAAGCUUAUUGACGGCACAUGUAGAAUUGGAAAACACCUUGAACAUCAGAAUGCCUAUUGUUUUGGUGUAUACUAGUAAUAUACUGGGAACGUACCAACGCUAUUGGGGAAACAUGGAGAUAAAAUUGGGAGAUCCAGUUUUCAAAUCAGUGUUGAGUAGGUUUAACGAUUUUCCGUUUCGAGUUGGGACAACCACUGAAACCUCAGCCACUAUCCUUGAAUUGAAAUGCCAGCCUCAAUUUGAGGAGGAAGCUUCGAGCUCUAGCAUUGAAGAAUCCUUAGAGGAAGGAUACCAUGAUCCUGAAUUUGAAGAGUUAAUGAGGAGGAUAGAGCAGGAUGCUAUGAGCUUGAAUAAACAUUAUGGCAAGAUAAAGGCAUCUAUUGUUCAAAUUGAUGGGCCAUUUUCUGAAAUUUAUGAAACAGAAGCUUUCCUCUUCCAAACACUUAUGAGAAAUCGUUUUACGAGAUUGUAUAUGUUUGGAUCACCAUUCAAGAUUAAGAUCACAUCUUAUGGGAUGAUUAGGUCAGAGGACGAAUAUAUACCCAUGGUCAGGACAUGUUUCUGGUUAUUGUACAUGGUUCUUCUUGUUCUAAUCUUGCUGUCAUUUUGGUUUACUCGUAUGACAUUAGUGUGGGGUUGGUUGCUUGUCAAGAAAUUUUUUGUUGUUUCCUGUAAAAAAGUAUACAGGAUAGUUGACAAAAGUAUUAUGAGAGUAAAGAAGAAGGAAUUGUAGUGGAAUAGUGUGGCAGAAGUUUUGUAAAGUUGUUCAUUAAAGCUAUGUUUGUAGAAUGUCUAUAGCUUUGUUCAUAAGGUUGGCAUCUUUGUCUACAAUAGUUGCACUAGAAGGGGAUUCGUCUUGAAUUGCAUUCAGGUAUGAUUAAGGUGACUGACUAUACAUGACGAUGGAUAAGGGAAGGAUUCAUUUUGGAAUAUUGUAAAGCAGGUAAAUUUCACUGCUGGUGUGUACUUUGUUUGAUUGGGUUGUGAUGGGAUGGUGUGUAUUUUGACGCUGCUAAGACUUGGUAAUGAGUUAGUUGGAGUCCUAAUUAAUUUUGUUUCAUCUUAUCAUAUUAUCUUUUGGAUGAUGAUUUUAUUAAUCCAUUGUUUGUAAAUGGUGAAAUAGGAGUUUAACACAUAGUAGAAUAACUUCCAAUUGUAGUUUUUGUUGAUUGUUAAUGGCCAUGGUUUCAUUAAAUUGUACAAGCAACCAAUGUUUUAUUGCUAAUGAUAAUCAUUCAGCAGUGUAUCCCUCUGA
This is a messenger RNA of Trifolium pratense (red clover), 5061 nucleotides long. Its product is annotated as TMV resistance protein N-like. Bases 295 to 4539 code for a protein of 1414 amino acids. Gene Ontology annotation, molecular function: ADP binding. The record is from RefSeq and is a predicted model, not a curated record. The transcript has 6 exons. Gene Ontology annotation, biological process: defense response; signal transduction. NCBI's taxonomy places the organism in Eukaryota, Viridiplantae, Streptophyta, Magnoliopsida, Fabales, Fabaceae.